AUUCUCAAAUAUUCUAGAAAACUCCAGAAAUGUUGUUGUCUAUCGAUGUUCCAAAGAUUCCUUUUGCACAACAACCAUCUCUUUCGUUAUUAUAAUCACAUCCUAAGUAGUACCAUGUAUUGUUUUAGGAAUGAUAAAAAGAGCACUUCAUAAUCAAAAAAGAAUUUGUUCUCGAAAACAUUUGUUUUUAAAUUGCUUUUUAUACGGUAACGUUUAUAGUACUUGAAAUUAUUUUUUGCUUAAUAAUAAAUGCAUCCAAAAACCCUUUCCAGUUUUGGAGCAAACUCAAUUUAAAAAAUAAAUUAUUCAACACAUUUUAUUAUUUUCUCUUCCGAUAAUUUUAUCACAAAUCGGAAGCAUUGACUUUUAACCACUGAAAUAAUUCGUAUUUUUUGUUUUGGGUGAACAGUAACAGAUGCCGGAAGACAAAAUUAAAAUCCAAUUUCAUAUAUUGAAAUAUGCAAAAAAAAUAAUAAAAGAUAGAUUAUAUCAUGACCUUAAUUAUUAAACCUAACUUAUUAGAUCUCACAGGCCUCUAAAUACAAAAAUUGCGUUUUAAGGCACAAUAAAAUUGACUUGCUUGAGUUUAUAGACUAACCAACGUAAAAAUCCUUGGCCCCCACCCAGUGGACAACUUGACGAUAUUCUACGGUAGUGAUUGUUGCGAAGCACCGGGAAUAAGUUAACGGGGGUUAAAUUUCGACGAUAUAAGGUCAUGUGAAAUACAUCUUUAAUUUAUUCAAUGUUUAAUAUGGUAUCCCUAAGAACUUUUACUAUCUUCAUCCUAGUGUGCAUCAUUGCACUUUCUCAGAUAGCCGUUUCUGACUCUCUUCCUCGAAGUUACGAGAUACUUCCACCCGAAUAUGGUGUCAUACCGGUGCUGCCUCCGCCGGCAAACGAAAAAGGUUGCGAUGUUCAUUGCACGUCUAAAAUGUCAGACGACGAGGAGAUUUACGUGAAGAAAACGAGAACCGUUCACUAUGGUUCACUGGAGGAAACAGAACGCGCCCGGGUCGCAGCAGCAGCAGCAGCUGCUACUGCUGCUGAUGGUUCCGACGAUGAAAAAGAUGGCUCAACACCAAAUGAAAAUUCCUCGGCUGCCGUUGCAGCCGGUAACGUGCACAUUUCCACCGAGUACAUGGACUUGGAGGAGGAAAUGUCGAAAGAUCGGCAGGCUCUCCUGGAAGAAUUCGAGCGCAGAAGGAAAGCCAGACAAAUUAAUGUCUCGACUGACGAUUCUGAGGUGAAGAAGAAUCUGAGACAGUUGGGAGAGCCAAUUUGUUUAUUUGGUGAGGGUCCAGCUGAUAGGCGAACCAGGUUGAGGGAACUUCUGGCCAGUCUUGGCGAAGAUGCUAUUAAAAAGAAACAUGACGAGGAAGAAAAACCGUCGCAAGCGACUGAAAAGGACACGGAAACUUGGUACCAUGAGGGACCUGACUCUUUGCAAAUCGCGCGACAGUGGAUUGCAAUGUACUCGCUUCCAAGAGCAAAAGCAAGACUCGACAAUGCGAGACGAGAGUUGGAACUUCCGGGCGCGACGCGCACAGCUCGACGACAGGAAUUGCUCAAGAAAUUGCAGGCGCUGAGCAUCUACUGUUCCCAGAUUGGAGACACGAGGCCAAUUUCUUACUGCCAGUUCAGUCCGAACUCGAAAGUCCUCGCGACGGCUUCCUGGUCGGGAAAUUGCAAUCUAUGGUCUGUACCCGACUGCACUCUCUUGCGAACCCUCAAAAGUCAUAAUUGUAACGUUGGCUGCAUUGUUUUUCAUCCCAAAGCUACGUUGUCGGAAGACAUUCUCGCUGAAGAGACUGGACAAAUCUGCGUUCUGGCGAGCUGCUCAGUAGACGGUUCUGUAAAAUUAUGGGGAGGUGGGACUGGAGACAAGCCUUUGGCAGAAGUCGAGGGUCAUGAUCAGCGAGUCUCAAGGCUAGCGUUUCAUCCAUCGGGAAGGUUUCUUGGCACUUGUUGCAAUGAUCACUCGUGGAGACUCUGGGAUUUGGAACAGCAAGCCGAGGUUUUACAUCAAGAAGGACAUGCAAAAUGUGUGCAUUGCAUCAGUUUCCAGUGUGACGGAAGUGUGGCAGCAACUGGCGCCCAGGAUUCUUUUGGCAGAGUUUGGGACCUGAGAACCGGUAGGUGUAUAAUGUUUAUGGAGGGUCAUCUCAAGUCGAUUUUCGGCAUAGAUUUCUCGCCGAAUGGCUAUCACAUAGCCACAGGGAGCGAUGACAACACUUGCAAGAUCUGGGAUCUGCGGAAAAGAAGUUGCAUUUACACAAUUCCCGCUCACACGAAUUUGCUCUCUGACGUCAAGUAUCAGAAGGGAGAGGGCCAAUAUCUAGUCACCUGCUCGUACGAUGGCACUGCCAAAAUUUGGUCCAACAAAACUUGGCAGCCUCUCAAAACUUUGCCGGGUCACGACGGAAAGGUGAUGUCCACUGAUGUCUCGCCGGACAAUCAGUUCAUCGCCACCAGUUCAUUCGAUAGGACAUUUAAAUUGUGGGCACCAGAAAACGUCUGAAAGUUUCUUUUAUUUUUAUUAUUAUUAUUUUUUUUGCUUCUGCUCAUGAACAUUUUCUUGGAAAUGGUGUCGCGCGCUUCGGCAAAACCAACCGGAAGUGUGCGUUCGGUAAUGAAAAAUGGUGAAGUCGGGGUUUUAAUGACGGAGGAAUGAUGAGUGAGUUCCGGAAGAUUCUUUUAAUAAAGAUCAAGGGACCUGAAUUGAUGGUAUCUACUGAAAUUUGCGUGUGGGAAUUUUAGAAGGUACUGAAGACUUCGGAGUAUGAGAUAGUGCUCUUGAAUUAAUUGUAAUUAUAAAAUGUGUAGACAGCAUUCCGGAUGCUGUGAUCUUCGAUCGAUUUUUUUUUAUAGAUACUUUAAUCGUUGCAAAGAUAAAUUACUUUUGCAAUAUCUUCGAUGAUAAAAGGAAGCUUGUCAACUGAUUAAAAUAUAAUUUUAUUUUGCAGAGAGUUAAAGAGAAGGGUUUAUUGAAGACUUGCUCUCUAAUUAAAGAAUAUUACAGUAUA
Molecule: messenger RNA, 3023 nt
Organism: Belonocnema kinseyi
Lineage: Eukaryota; Metazoa; Arthropoda; Insecta; Hymenoptera; Cynipidae
Gene: U4-U6-60K
Product: U4/U6 small nuclear ribonucleoprotein Prp4
Exons: 5
Coding region: 743-2518 (591 amino acids)
Biological process (GO): mRNA splicing, via spliceosome
Cellular component (GO): U4/U6 x U5 tri-snRNP complex
Molecular function (GO): U6 snRNA binding; protein binding; U4 snRNA binding
Source: RefSeq, a predicted model, not a curated record